AUGAAGGUGCUCAGCCCGGAAGACAUUGCAGCUUCUUGGUCCCGCGUCCGUCGGGUAUAUCUCGAGGUUUUGGAGGCAGACGGUCAGAGCCUUCGCCGGGAGAGCGCCAAGCGGUUGAAGGCCGAGACUGCCAUUUUCCGCCUAAGCGAGUUGGAAGCAGCACAAGCAGGCCUCCAAGAAAAGAGGCUGGAGCGGUGGAACCAGCAACAAAUGGCAAAGGAGGAGGCCUCGCAGCGCCGCCAUGCUGACCUCUCAAAGCGACUACCUCGCACAUCUGAUGAG
Symbiodinium necroappetens is the source of this 282-nucleotide messenger RNA. NCBI's taxonomy places the organism in Eukaryota, Dinophyceae, Suessiales, Symbiodiniaceae. The record is from the annotation of a GenBank genome assembly.